AGGAUGUGACUGUAAAUGCCUUUUUAAAAUCUCUAAUAUGCUAUUUGUAUAGGGAGAUACAUGGGGACAUUUAUAGAAGUAUAUGUUAUCCGUUCUGGAACAUCAAAUGUUAAAGAGACAGGUUAAUCAAGAAUAAGUUAAUCAAGAAUGAUGAUGUAGAUGUACUGACAAUUGAAUCACAAGUUUGAUGUACUCUCUAUUAUUUUUCCAGGUAUAUGAAUUAUGUUUCCACUAUGAUGUUGAGAUGAAUACACUUUCCACUUAUGUCCUUAUUAAAGAAUAUCCUUAAUUUCCAAACUGUACUUGGAGUUCUAGCCAAUAUAUUUCUGCUUUUUUUCUACACUGUCAUAAUCCUAGUUCAUAGAUUUAAGCCCAUAGACCUGAUGUCCUGUCAACUGACCUUCAUCCACAUAGUGAUGGUCCUCACUGGAGGGGACCUUUGGCUUACAGACGUAUUUGAGUCACUGAACCUUGAGAAUGACUUCAAAUGUAAGGCAACUUUUUACAUAAGCAGGGUGAUGAGAGGCCUCUCUAUCUGCAUCACCUGCCUCCUGAGUGUGUUCCAGGCUGUCACUAUCAGUUCCAACACAUCAUUGCUGGCAAAAUUUAAACAUAAACUAACGACAUACACAACCAAUGAUUUCUACUACAUUUGGUCUCUCAAUUUGUCUAUCAGUAGUAGCUGUAUCUUUUAUGUUGGUGGUUUUACCAAUGUGAGUGAGAGCAACCAGAUGCAGGUCACCAAAUAUUGCUCAAUCUUCCCCGUGAACUACAUCAUCAGGGCACUGUUUUUAACAGUGACAAUCUCCAGAGAUGUCUUUCUUGUAGGAGUUAUGUUGACCACAAGUGCAUACAUGGUGAUUAUCUUGUUCAGACAUCAGAGACAAUGUAAGCAUCUUCACAGCAUCAGCCACCCGAGAACAUCCCCUGAGAAGAGGGCCACUCAGACUAUCUUGCUACUGGUGGUUGUCUUUGUGGUCAUGUACUGGGUGGACUUCAUCAUCUCAUCCACCUCAGUCCUGUUAUGGAUGUACAAUCCAGUCAUCCUGACUGUUCAGAAGUUUGUGAUGAAUGCCUAUCCUACAAUUACUCCUUUAGUACAAAUCAGUUCUGAUAACAGAAUAAUCAAUAUGAUGAAAAACUUGUGGUCAAUGUGCCACCCAAUUUCUUAAAAAGGGCAAUUUUUCUCUUUCUUUCAAAAAACAAGAACACUUAGUUCCUAUUCUUCAGAAGCCAUUCACCUCGUGUUUUGAUAGAACAUCUCUCAGUGUCCUAGUUCUUACCAAGUAUGCCAAGAUGAUAGUUAAGUGCAUGAGCGUUUUGCCAGCAUGUAUGUAUGUGUGCAUUCCUGGUUCCCACAGAGGUCUGAAGUGGAACUGGAGUUACAGAUGGUUGUAAGGAGUCUUGCUGGUCAUUUGCAAUUAUAUAUUUUUUUUUAUUAAAAAAGAUAUUUUUUUAAACUGUUUAAUAGUUCAAGUUGCAAAGUAAGAUUAUUCAUUUGACCCAAAUAAAAUUUGUGGUAUAACAUAUAUACGUUCUUUUAUGUUUCUGCUGCCAAAUAGUAUAGAGUCCUUUAAGUUCAUAGUACAGCAUAAGUUGAUAUUUUGACAGGAAUUCCCUUAUGAUCUCCUUUAUUUUAUGUCAUAAAUGUU
Messenger RNA from Peromyscus eremicus (cactus mouse), 1652 nucleotides. Its product is annotated as putative vomeronasal receptor-like protein 4. Gene Ontology annotation, molecular function: pheromone receptor activity. The record is from RefSeq and is a predicted model, not a curated record. NCBI's taxonomy places the organism in Eukaryota, Metazoa, Chordata, Mammalia, Rodentia, Cricetidae. Gene Ontology annotation, cellular component: membrane. Gene Ontology annotation, biological process: G protein-coupled receptor signaling pathway. The transcript has a single exon. The coding region runs from base 264 to 1172 and encodes 302 amino acids.